Trifolium pratense (red clover) is the source of this 1263-nucleotide messenger RNA. Its product is annotated as 2-oxoglutarate-dependent dioxygenase DAO-like. Gene Ontology annotation, molecular function: dioxygenase activity; indole-3-acetaldehyde oxidase activity. NCBI's taxonomy places the organism in Eukaryota, Viridiplantae, Streptophyta, Magnoliopsida, Fabales, Fabaceae. The coding region runs from base 72 to 971 and encodes 299 amino acids. The transcript is spliced from 3 exons. Gene Ontology annotation, biological process: auxin catabolic process. The record is from RefSeq and is a predicted model, not a curated record.
UAGUAUAAUUUAUACUCAUUUGCAAUUCUGAACCCCCAAAAGAAAAAAGAGAGAAAAAUCAAAGAAAAAUUAUGGAAGAGACAAUAAUUCCAUUGGUUGAUUUUGAAAAAAUUUCAGAGGAAUUGGAGUGCAAGAAACUAAGAGAAGCAUGUGAAAAAUGGGGUUGUUUUAGGAUCAUUAACCAUUCUAUUCCUUUGAAUCUUAUGGCUGAGAUGAAAAUGGUUGUUGAAGCUCUUCUUGACCUUCCUAUGGAGAUUAAGAAAAAUAACAAAGAUGUUAUUGCUGGGAGUGGUUACAUGGCACCAAGUGUUGUUAAUCCUUUUUAUGAAGCUUUAGGUCUUUAUGACUUGGGUUCUUCACAUGCUUUGCAAGAAUUUUGCUCUCAAUUGAAUGUCACACCCCAUCAGAGGGAAAUAAUGGAGGCAUAUGGCAAAGCAAUUCAUGAUUUGGCAGUAAAAAUAGGAGUGAAGAUGGCUGAAUCACUAGGCAUAAUGGAUGCUGAUUUUGAGGAAUGGCCAUGCCAAUUUAGAAUCAACAAAUAUAACUUCACUCCAGAAGCUGUAGGAUCUCUUGGAGUUCAAUUGCACACAGAUUCAGGGUUCCUAACAAUUCUUCAAGAUGAUGAAAAUGUUGGUGGUCUUGAAGUGAUGAACAAUUCUGGCUCAUUUGUUUCAGUCCCUCCAUUUCAUGGAACCCUCCUAGCCAAUCUUGGAGAUAUUGCUCAAGUAUGGAGCAACGGAAGGUUUUGCAAUGUGAAGCACCGUGUACAAUGCAACGAAGCUACUACACGGUUUUCAAUUGCGACAUUUAUGUUAGGACCUCGAGAGGGAAAUGUUGAGGCUCCAGCAGAGGCGGUGGACCAUGAUCACCCGCGUCUAUAUCAACCUUUUAUUUAUGAUGAUUAUAGAAAGCUCAGAGUUUCCAAGAAAAUGUCCACAGGUGAAGCGCUUGAGCUAUUACGCUUGGCCUAAUGAUUUGAGAAAAUCAGGACUUGAUCGUUUGCCGUCAAAUUUACGGUGCAGUCAGAUGUAGAUGAUCUAUUUUGUAAAAUUAGUGAGGAUUCUGGAUGUAUUGAAUGAAUGUAAUGGUAGUGUAACAAUUAAUUUGGGUGUGAUUUGAUAUCUCCUCAAAAAUAUUUUAUAUGAUUUAAUAAUAUGUUGUUAAUUUAUUUAAUGAGUUUAAUACUAAAAAAUAUGUGAUAUAAGACAUGCGUAAGUGUAAUAUUAUUUUUGGUACGUAGUAUGCAAGUGUAAAAUUUGUGUA